AUGGCAAUUUCUAGUGGAUGGAAUCUUAUUGGAAAUUUAUAUUUUAUUUUAUGUGGACAAGUAGGAUUAAAAGCUGUCAAAAUGUGUGAUGAAGAAGUUGCCGCAUUAGUCGUUGACAAUGGCUCAGGAAUGUGCAAAGCCGGUUUCGCUGGUGAUGACGCACCAAGAGCUGUCUUCCCAUCAAUUGUUGGACGUCCACGUCAUCAAGGAGUUAUGGUUGGUAUGGGACAAAAGGAUUCAUAUGUUGGUGAUGAAGCUCAAAGCAAACGUGGUAUUCUUACCUUGAAAUACCCAAUUGAACACGGUAUUGUCACUAACUGGGAUGAUAUGGAAAAAAUCUGGCAUCACACAUUCUACAAUGAACUUCGUGUUGCACCAGAAGAACAUCCAGUUCUCCUCACCGAAGCCCCAUUAAAUCCAAAAGCCAACAGAGAGAAGAUGACACAAAUUAUGUUUGAAACCUUCAAUACCCCAGCCAUGUAUGUCUCAAUCCAAGCUGUUCUUUCAUUGUAUGCUUCAGGACGUACAACCGGUAUUGUCUUAGAUUCAGGAGAUGGUGUCUCACACACAGUUCCAAUUUAUGAAGGUUAUGCCCUUCCACACGCCAUCCUUCGUCUUGAUUUGGCUGGACGUGAUUUAACCGACUUCCUCAUGAAGAUUUUGACAGAACGUGGUUAUACAUUCACAACCACAGCUGAACGUGAAAUCGUUCGUGAUAUUAAGGAAAAAUUGUGCUAUGUUGCAUUGGACUUCGAACAAGAAAUGGCUACAGCUGCUUCAUCAAGCUCAUUAGAGAAAUCAUAUGAAUUACCUGACGGACAAGUCAUCACAAUUGGAAACGAGAGAUUCCGUUGCCCAGAAACCCUCUUCCAACCAUCAUAUAUUGGUAUGGAAUCCAAUGGAAUCCACGAAACAACAUACAACUCAAUCAUGAAGUGCGAUGUUGAUAUCCGUAAGGACUUGUAUGCCAACACCGUCCUCUCAGGAGGUACUACAAUGUUCCCAGGAAUUGCUGAUCGUAUGCAAAAGGAAAUUACAGCACUCGCACCAUCAACAAUGAAGAUUAAGAUCAUUGCUCCACCAGAACAAAUCAAAAUGUGUGAAGAAGAAGUUGCCGCAUUAGUCGUUGACAAUGGUUCAGGAAUGUGCAAAGCCGGUUUCGCUGGUGAUGACGCACCAAGAGCUGUCUUCCCAUCAAUUGUUGGACGUCCACGUCAUCAAGGAGUUAUGGUUGGUAUGGGACAAAAGGAUUCAUAUGUUGGUGAUGAAGCUCAAAGCAAACGUGGUAUUCUUACCUUGAAAUACCCAAUUGAACACGGUAUUGUCACUAACUGGGAUGAUAUGGAAAAAAUCUGGCAUCACACAUUCUACAAUGAACUUCGUGUUGCACCAGAAGAACAUCCAGUUCUCCUCACCGAAGCCCCAUUAAAUCCAAAAGCCAACAGAGAGAAGAUGACACAAAUUAUGUUUGAAACCUUCAAUACACCAGCAAUGUAUGUUGCCAUCCAGGCUGUUCUUUCAUUGUAUGCUUCAGGACGUACAACCGGUAUUGUCUUAGAUUCAGGAGAUGGUGUCUCACACACAGUUCCAAUUUAUGAAGGUUAUGCCCUUCCACACGCCAUCCUUCGUCUUGAUUUGGCUGGACGUGACUUGACUGAUUAUUUGAUGAAGAUCUUAACAGAACGUGGCUACUCAUUCACAACCACAGCCGAACGUGAAAUCGUUCGUGACAUUAAGGAAAAAUUGUGCUAUGUUGCAUUAGAUUUUGAACAAGAAAUGGCUACAGCUGCUUCAUCAAGUUCAUUGGAGAAAUCAUAUGAAUUACCCGAUGGACAAGUCAUUACAAUUGGAAACGAAAGAUUCCGUUGCCCAGAAGCACUUUUCCAACCAUCAUUCUUGGGAAUGGAAGCUUGUGGUAUUCAUGAAACAACAUACAAUUCAAUCAUGAAGUGCGAUGUUGAUAUCCGUAAGGACUUGUAUGCCAACACUGUCCUCUCAGGAGGUACUACAAUGUAUCCAGGAAUUGCUGAUCGUAUGCAAAAGGAAAUUACAGCACUCGCACCAUCAACAAUGAAGAUUAAGAUCAUUGCUCCACCAGAACGUAAAUACUCUGUCUGGAUCGGAGGAUCAAUCUUGGCUUCACUCUCAACCUUCCAACAAAUGUGGAUCAGCAAGCAAGAAUAUGAUGAAUCUGGCCCAUCAAUUGUUCACAGAAAAUGCUUCUAA
Messenger RNA from Chironomus riparius, 2226 nucleotides. The record is from the annotation of a GenBank genome assembly. Lineage: Eukaryota; Metazoa; Arthropoda; Insecta; Diptera; Chironomidae.